AUGUCGCCUCAAUCACAGCCUCCAGAACUCGACCCACAAGACAAAGCCUCUUUAUUGAUAUUCCGCGUAUCGAUUUACGACCCGAAUCGGACCUUAUCGACAUGGUACGGCUCAACAUGUUCUAACUGGACAGGUCUAUCUUGUCAGAACCCGACCGGAAAAGUUCUCUCCCUCACUUUAUCCAAUACGAAUUUGUCCGGUCAGAUUCACCCAUCACUCUGUAAGCUCACAUCUCUUCAAAGCUUGGACCUUUCUUGGAACAAUUUAUCUGGAAACAUCCCUUCUUGCGUAGGUGCGUUGCGUAAUCUUAGGACACUCAAUCUUAGUCGGAAUAGUUUAGUCGGUGCGAUUCCCGGAACAUUUGUUAAUCUUAAGGAGCUUAGAGAAGUCGUUCUAAGAGAGAACAGAGAUUUAGGUGGAUUGAUUCCUCACUGGCUUGGAGAUUUGAUGAAUCUUGAGAGAAUCGAUCUUAACCUGAGUCAUCUGAAUCUAUCUUUCAAUGGCUUUAGCUACGAGAUAUCUCCAAGUCUCGUGUUUUCUGAGAAGCUUGUGAUGCUUGACUUGAGCCACAACGGGUUUUCAGGUCGUCUCCCUAGUCGAAUCUCCGAAACAACUGAGAGAUUGGGUCUGAUUCUUCUUGACCUCUCUCACAAUAGGUUCUCUGGUGUUAUACCGUUGAGGAUCACCGAGUUAACGAGCUUACAAGCAUUGCGUCUCUCUCACAAUCUGUUAACCGGAGAUAUCCCGGCGAGAAUCGGGAAUCUGACUGAUCUCCAGGUGAUUGAUCUCUCACACAACGCGUUAACCGGACCAAUCCCUCUCAACAUUGUUGGUUGCUUUCAGUUGCUUGCUCUAGUCAUCAGCAACAACAAUCUCUCCGGCGAGAUACAACCCGAGCUUGAUGCUUUAGACAGUUUGAAGAUACUUGACAUAAGCAACAACAAGAUAUCCGGCGAGAUCCCGCUUACUCUAGCCGGCCUAAAGUCGCUCGAGAUUGUUGAUAUCAGUUCCAAUAACCUCUCAGGAAACCUUAAUGAAGCCAUUACCAAAUGGUCUAACCUCAAGUAUCUCUCUCUCGCCAGGAACAAGUUCGGUGGAACUCUUCCUUCUUGGUUGUUCAAAUUCGACAAGAUCCAAAUGAUAGACUACUCCAGCAACAGAUUCUCUUGGUUCAUACCGGGGGAUAACUUGAACAGCACGCGGUUCAAGAACUUUCAAACCGAUGGAUCCGCAGAGACACCGGGGAAAGUAGAGAUCAAGAUAUCAGCAAAUGUGGUUGCUAAAGAUGAGCUAAGCUUCAGCUACAGUCAAGUCACUGGAAACAUCUCAGCUCCUCCAGGACUUACUCUUCUGAAUCUAUCUCACAACUGUUUCUCUGGAAUCAUCACUGAGAAAGAAGGGCUUGGAAAGUUUCCAGGAGCUUUAGCCGGAAAUCCGGAAGUCUGUGUUGAAUCUUCCGGGAUUAAGUGUGAUCCUGCAAACAUCGAUGCAUCACAAGAGGAGAUAUAUCAGAACGAAUUGGUGGAAGGAUCGAUAUCGAUCUGGAUAUUCUGCUUAAGUGCGUUUAUUAGCUUUGAUUUUGGAGUUUUGGCUAUCUUCUGCUCAGCUUGUGCUCGGAGUUAUAUCCUUCAGACUAAAGAACGUGCCCUAUAA
This is a messenger RNA of Thlaspi arvense, 1653 nucleotides long. NCBI's taxonomy places the organism in Eukaryota, Viridiplantae, Streptophyta, Magnoliopsida, Brassicales, Brassicaceae. The record is from the annotation of a GenBank genome assembly.